Penicillium crustosum is the source of this 1281-nucleotide messenger RNA. RefSeq lists its product as uncharacterized. The transcript has a single exon. NCBI's taxonomy places the organism in Eukaryota, Fungi, Ascomycota, Eurotiomycetes, Eurotiales, Aspergillaceae. Gene Ontology annotation, cellular component: fungal-type vacuole membrane; proton-transporting V-type ATPase, V0 domain; vacuolar proton-transporting V-type ATPase complex. Gene Ontology annotation, molecular function: proton-transporting ATPase activity, rotational mechanism; ATPase binding. Gene Ontology annotation, biological process: proton transmembrane transport; vacuolar acidification. The record is from RefSeq and is a predicted model, not a curated record. Bases 1 to 1281 code for a protein of 426 amino acids.
AUGUUCGGUGAUUGUGGUCAUGGUGCACUAAUGACCCUGGCCGCUUCUGCCAUGAUCUUCUGGGAAAAGAAGCUGGCGCGGACCAAACUGGAUGAACUGACAUAUAUGGCCUUCUAUGGACGAUACAUCAUGUUGAUGAUGGGUCUGUUCUCUAUCUACACCGGUUUUAUUUACAACGAUAUUUUCUCCAAAUCUUUCACCAUCUUCCCUAGUCAGUGGCAAUGGCCCCAGGACAUCCAGGCCGGCAAAAUGGUCGAGGCGACAUUGAAAGAAGGAUAUCGGUAUCCGAUUGGUCUGGACUGGAACUGGCACGAGGCGGACAACUCCUUGCUCUUUUCGAACAGUAUGAAGAUGAAGAUGAGUGUUCUCCUUGGAUGGUGCCACAUGACCUAUGCUCUUUGCCUGCAGUACGUCAAUGGACGGCACUUUAAGUCCAAGGUUGACAUUUGGGGCAAUUUUGUUCCUGGGUUGCUCUUCUUCCAGUCAAUCUUCGGUUACCUUGUCCUCACUAUUCUCUACAAGUGGUCCGUGAACUGGCAGGAGAAGGGUGUGAACCCCCCCGGUCUCCUGAACAUGCUCAUUUUCAUGUUCCUGAGCCCUGGUACAGUAGAAGAACAACUCUAUCCUGGCCAGAGCUCGGUCCAGAUUCUCCUUCUCCUUAUCGCCGUGGCCCAGGUACCUAUCAUGCUCUUCCUCAAGCCGUUCUGGCUCCGAUAUGAACACAACCGUGCUCGUGCCCUGGGUUACCGCGGCCUUGGCGAGAACUCCCGGGUGAGCGCACUUGACGCCGAUGGUGACCUGGACGGCGGGCUGGGUCGGGACAGUCUGGCUAGCGAUGGAGAAGGUGUGGCUAUGCUUUCCCAGGACAUCGAUGAUAGUGAAGAGCAUGAGGAAUUCGACUUUGGCGACAUCAUGAUCCACCAAGUCAUCCACACCAUCGAAUUCUGCCUCAACUGUAUCUCUCACACUGCCUCUUACCUUCGUCUGUGGGCUCUGUCGCUUGCCCACCAGCAACUCUCGAUCGUUCUCUGGACCAUGACCAUUGGUAGUGCCUUUGAGCAGGAGAACCCCGUGACCCGUGUUAUCAUGAUCGUUGUCAGCUUCUACCUUUGGUUCGUGCUAACCAUUUGUAUUCUGUGUGUGAUGGAGGGUACUAGUGCCAUGUUGCAUUCGCUUCGUCUUCACUGGGUUGAGGCAAUGAGCAAGCAUUUCGUGGGUGAGGGUAUUCCUUUCUUGCCUUUCAGCUUCAAGACCCUGUUGGAGGAGGACCCCGUGGACUAG